GCAGAUACUUCAUCCUACAACAUUCUUCUUCGCUCCCUAUUUAUCGAGACGACCAAGUCCCCCUGGGAGUUGCAUUGCACACACAUACAUACGUAGAGAGAUCCAAAAUACCCAACCUCGCAGAGUAAAAGCAAAAAGAAGAAGAAAUCAGAGAGAAUGUCGUGGCAAGCAUACGUUGAUGAGCAUUUGAUGUGUGAUGUCGGCGACGGCCAAGGUCACCACCUUACCGCCGCCGCUAUCAUCGGCCAUGAUGGUAGCGUUUGGGCUCAGAGCGCUAAUUUUCCUCAGUUCAAACCUCAAGAGAUCACAGACAUUAUGAAGGAUUUCGAUGAGCCUGGUCACCUCGCUCCCACGGGUAUGUUCCUCGCAGGGCUAAAGUAUAUGGUCAUCCAAGGCGAGCCUAAUGCUGUCAUCCGUGGCAAGAAGGGAGCUGGGGGAAUCACGAUCAAGAAAACAGGACAAUCAAUGGUGUUUGGUCUGUACGAAGAGCCAGUGACUCCAGGACAAUGCAACAUGGUUGUCGAGAGGUUGGGUGAUUACUUGAUCGAACAGGGUCUUUGAACCAUCUACAAUGUUUUAUAUCUCUUUCUCUAUAAAUCAUUAAACCUUUGUUUCUCUUUUUGGGUUUUGGUUUUCCGUUUCUAUAAUUUAAUUUUGGGUCUUCCUGGUUUCUACUUUAGCCAAGUUUAACAGAAAGCUUAAGCCUAAGGUUGCAGAUAAUAACACUAAGCCUGUGUGAAGAAGCCAAGACUUAUAAGACUUUUGUUUCUUUUUUCUCUUUUUCAUGGUUAUUGAUUAAUUUGUGUUUUUAAAAAAAAAUUAAUUUUAUAGUAUUGUUGCGUAUAUAUAAACUUGUCAUGUUAAUUAAUAUCUCAUUUCUUCAUAUACAUACCAAAGCCAUCAUGGAUAACAAUUAAUUAUGUAAUCGGGUGUUGGACAUAUAAUAGCUAUCCAUGCGUUU
Messenger RNA from Arabidopsis thaliana (thale cress), 961 nucleotides. RefSeq names its product profilin 5 (gene PRF5). The record is from RefSeq and is marked reviewed. The coding region runs from base 157 to 561 and encodes 134 amino acids. Gene Ontology annotation, molecular function: actin binding. Gene Ontology annotation, cellular component: cytoskeleton. Lineage: Eukaryota; Viridiplantae; Streptophyta; Magnoliopsida; Brassicales; Brassicaceae. The transcript is spliced from 3 exons.